Molecule: messenger RNA, 487 nt
Organism: Alternaria rosae
Lineage: Eukaryota; Fungi; Ascomycota; Dothideomycetes; Pleosporales; Pleosporaceae
Exons: 1
Coding region: 90-425 (111 amino acids)
Source: RefSeq, a predicted model, not a curated record
CUGGAGAUUGUUAGUCUUGAUCGUUUUCCUGGAAGCCGCGCUGUACUUACGUUGCAUGCUAACCGCGAACCGUAAGUUCGCCAUUGUGAAUGUGUCUCUCCUUCAACUGCCUCCUAUGGGCCUUGUGUUCUCCCUGCGCCCCCAGAGGGCCGGGUGAGAUGAGCGGGGAAGUGCACUCAGACUGCGGCUGGUGGUGGUCUCUCUCCUGUCAAGGUACGAGAGUGGAAGCGAUGGCGUCUUGUCCCAAGUGUACUGAGUCGAAUGCGGGAUGCGGGUCGAUGUUGGUACGCUCGGCUGGAUGGCUCUACAGCGGCGGUGGAUGCACUGCGACGACGAUGGUCAGAUGUCUCCUGUGUGGAAGAAUAUUCAAAGUGUGGGUGGUAGCGUGGAAUGUGACUUCUCUCUUUGCCUGCAGCGACGGAUAGUUUUGCUGUUGCGAAAAUGGUGAUGGCUGGUCUGAAGUGGCUGGAGGUGGUUGGCUUAGUCC